AUGGACCCAGCAUCAAAGGAGAAAGCGCUUGAAAAAAGGACGGCACGGCAUGACGCCAUUCGCGUAGAAAACAUUAGAAAGGAGAGACACUAUGCAAAGGAAUGGUUCAAACGAUGGGGAUUCCUUGCUCAAGGAGAGCAGCCAGAAAAUGCGCUCCAAGCCUUCUGUCAAGGUUAUCAUGAGUUCGUCAGAGAUUUUCGCAUAGACGAGGUUCUUGAAACAGAGUACGGCCAACGCCGUAAAGCACAGCGUUACGUUGGUAGCAAAUUAUAUCAAAACCUUACACCAGGAUCACGCGGUUGGUUGAAUUCCCUCGCUGUAUUCGAUAAACAAGAGCCACAUCGGCUCCAUGGCCUUCUUGGAACCGCUCGAGAUGGAUCGCCUUUGUGGACUGGGUUUCCGCUGCCGCCCCCACUGUGGAGCCCUCAAGUUGACAGAGAAGCAGAACUCAAAGAGGGAGGAGGAUUUUAUCGGCUGUUGUCGAACGCACUGCCGCUCGACCGAAAAGCGCCGGACAGCAGAGACCUCGUGUGCCGCUCUAUCUCGUACAACCUUCAGAAAUUGAGCGAUACUCUUGAUGUUUCCAUCGUCAUCGCCUUCUACAAUGAGCCAGUGUCUACGCUUCUAAGGACGGUACACUCCAUUCUGAAUUUCACGCCUCCUCCUCUCGUUCGGGAAGUCAUUUUGGUGAAUGAUUGCUCCGACGACAUCGCCCUUCUUCCGGGGGGAUUCCUUGACCAAUAUACGCCAUACCUGCCCAAGACGUCUGUUGUGCAUUUGGAUGAGAGGAGUGGGGUUGUCGCUGCGAGGCUCGCGGGCAUUCAAGCAGCGUCUUCUCCUGCCAUAGUGCUUCUGGACAGCCACGUCGAAGUGAAUGUGGGCUGGCUAGAGCCGCAGCUCCAGCGUCUUUGGGGAUCACCCGAAUCAAUUGUGUUUCCACAAAUCGACAGCAUCCUUCCGACGGAUUUUUCAUUUAGCAACAAAAGUGGAAUCGGGUGCUGGCUUUCGUUCAACUGGGAUGUUCAAGAAAGACCAACUCUCACUGGUACCGUUUCCUCGCCGGACGCUAUCAUGUCCCCUGUUCAUGCUGGAGGCCUUCUCGCUUUCAGAAAAGACUUGUUCCUCAGGAUAGGAGGAUAUGACAAAGGCUUCACCUUCUGGGGCGCCGAGAAUGUGGAACUUAGCUUUCGAACGUGGAUGUGCGGAGGCCGUUUGGAAUGCACGCCAUGCGCCCGCGUGUAUCACCUGUUCAGAGAGGGAGGAGUUGGAUACGAGACUCCGCCUGAGGCACUGUGGAGAAAUCGGAUGCGGACUGCACGGCUUUGGAUGGAUGAUUAUUACGAAUUGGCUGCUGCUCACAAUCCUUACCAUCUGGAUCAUAAAUCGGUGACGAUUGGCAAUGUGGAAGAGAUGGAGGCGCUAAAGAAAAGAUUAAACUGCAAGGGCUUUCAGUGGUUCCUGAACGAAGUCGACCCGAAGCACGAGUUUCGGCACCUCCGAGAAACAAUCCUAGGUUUGGGCCACAUAAAGAGCGAACACAGGAGAGAUCUUUGCCUCGAUGUGAUGAACAACCCAGCAAAAGGAAAUUCAAUUGGGCUCUUCUACUGUCACGGUCUCCUGGGGAACCAGGGCUUCAUUUUAACACAAAAUCCAGGUCAGGUGCGCCUCCUUCUCACUGAGAAGGAAUCCCACGAGAAACUGUGUCUGACGCCCCGAGCAACAAUGGAAACGUGCGACUCAACUUUAGAGACUGCUCAGUAUGAGUUCGACUUCGAUACUGGAACGAUCAGAUGGACCGGAGAUGAUGAAUGGAGAGACACCUGUAUGCAGGUUGUGCCCGCGAGUGGCAAUGAGCUGCCGUGGGUUAAAUGGCAACCCUGCGACAAAGCGAACCCCAAUCAGAAGUGGUCCUGGCCGCCGUUCCCUUCGUCCAGAUAUUUGCCUGCGGAAGAGAAACGCCGGCGAGGCUUACAAGAUGAACCGAAAACCAUGGACUCACCGCGCGUGCUACUAAGAAGCAAACGCGUUUCCUCGCUGUGUGUCGACGCUCUUUCGCAUCCUGAUCACGGCACCCGACUCGGAGUUACCGCCUGCCAGUCUGCGGGAUCUGGAACCCAGCGGUUCGUUAUAAUGGGGUAG
Molecule: messenger RNA, 2139 nt
Organism: Neospora caninum
Lineage: Eukaryota; Apicomplexa; Conoidasida; Eucoccidiorida; Sarcocystidae
Product: putative UDP-N-acetyl-D-galactosamine:polypeptide N-acetylgalactosaminyltransferase T5
Exons: 11
Coding region: 1-2139 (712 amino acids)
Cellular component (GO): Golgi apparatus
Source: RefSeq, a predicted model, not a curated record